AUGCCUGACACUAUUGAUUUGACAGGCUCAUCACCAUCUAUGCCACGUCUAACAAGAAGUUCAACUCGAGCACUCUCUUCAGCUACAGAAUCAUCAAGAAAGGAUCAGAUAACAGAAGCUUCCUCUCAAAAGUCAGAGAUCGAAACUAUAUCAUCUUUAUCAAGCCUUGGCCUCUUAGAAGAACAACAAAAUGCCCUCAUCUCUAAACGCAACUGGCUGACCUCUCACACAAUUACUAUUCCCCGAGAUGCCUUUCGAACUCUACCCUCAAUUCCAAAGGGAUACCAUACAUUAUUAGCAACAUUUGUCUUUGCUCAGUCCGAGGCUGGGACUGCAGUCUGCAUCUCGCCUGAUGGCGUCCUCCUCACCUGUGCACACUGCGUUGCAGAAGAGCCCUCUGAGCUCACAGCUCACACGUCGUACGUCCUCUUGUCAUCGCAUGGGAAAGUUGUUUCAGCGAAAGUGGUAGCUUGGGAUCCAAUACGUGAUCUCGCUUUACUUCAGAUCGACAAAGCCGAGCGUUUACGCCGGCCGUUUCCCUGUGCCCGUAUCGCGACCUCGCCUCCCAAGUUCAGCACUGAGCUACUAUGCAUCGGCCACCCGGGCUCUGAAGACCUUGAGGCUGAGCACAGUGGUGUAAAGACAGAGUACGACACGCUCGUUCUCACCGAGGGGACCUUCCGUGGCCUAGAUAAGGAUCAAGAUCCGCAGGACAACAGUGACAUCGGCGCUCUCAAGCAUAGCUGCUGGACGUAUUGGGGACACAGCGGUGCAGGAUUGUUCGAUCGGAAGACGGGGGCGUUAGUAGGCGUCCAUUCGAGCUGGGACGACAAGACAGGCAUGAGGAGGGGAGUGCCAUUGGAGGCAGUGGUUGCCUUCGUCAAAGAGGUUGAAGCGAGCAAGAGGGAAGACUUGGCAGAGAAUUGGCGAUGGUAUGUGUGGCGGGAGCCAGAACCCACCACUAACUAUGCCCAGGGAUUGAUAUUGGAAUAA
Molecule: messenger RNA, 993 nt
Organism: Fusarium musae
Lineage: Eukaryota; Fungi; Ascomycota; Sordariomycetes; Hypocreales; Nectriaceae
Exons: 1
Coding region: 1-993 (330 amino acids)
Source: RefSeq, a predicted model, not a curated record